GUCAAGACAGGAGUGAAGACUUCUGGUCCAAAAAAUGCAGCUUGUGCAAUUUUAAUAAUAAGAGUUAAGAGGAAACCACCUACAAGCAAAGGAAGGACACACAGUACCUUGAAGAACUUAAUUGUCAUUAAAAAGAAAGCCAAGGACUCUUUUGGGGUGAAGAGAAAAACAGGAGAAGAAGAAAAACCUGUUCUCAUCAGAAUCCAAAGCAACAGAGAAAUUUUUAAAAACCCAAGAAAAAGUCUUAUCUUCUUCUACUGCUCCUCCAAUGGCAGAUGAAAUUGGAAAAGAAAACAACCCAAAUUUGAAUAAACCCAGUUUACUAAUUAGAUUGAUGAGUAAAAGAAGAACCUGGGUUUUUCUUUUUGUUGUGGUCUAUGGUUUUCUAUUAUGUUCUUCAUGGAAUUUCCUUCAGAAAAUCUUAGUUUGGUAUAAUUCUAAUACGUCUUCAGCCAAAUCUACUGGAUGGCCAGCUCUUUAUGCUUCUGUUUUAUUAGGUGUUGUAUUUGGAGUUCUAUCAAUGAUAGCUGCUCUUGCUGUUGCAAUACCAGCUAUGCUUGUAACUUGGAUCACCGUGUUGGUGCUUCUUACCUUCUGUGGAAAACCUAGAAAAGCUCUUGUUCUUGAAGGGAGGAAAAUUACAGCUGAUAUUACUGGAUUUGCAAUCAAGAUUCUUCUUAAAGAAGGUAAUAUUGUUGCCGCUGUUUGUGCUGUUGUUGGGUAUGUUCUUUUAGUUAGAACAACUGCAGAAAAUGGAUGAUAAAGGAAUUUUUCAUUUUAUUUUUUUUAUUAUUGUUGUUCUUAUUUCUUUUUCAUUUUAUUUUUGUAAUUUAGGAAAAAUCCUUGUAAAUUUCGCAACUUACAUAAAAAUGAAUAUCAUCUUCUGUUUCAUGUAAUUGUUGGUUAGGGUUUACAUGGAAAUUAAUGGGAUUUUAGAAGGUAUUAACUCUC
Molecule: messenger RNA, 951 nt
Organism: Papaver somniferum (opium poppy)
Lineage: Eukaryota; Viridiplantae; Streptophyta; Magnoliopsida; Ranunculales; Papaveraceae
Exons: 1
Coding region: 269-760 (163 amino acids)
Source: RefSeq, a predicted model, not a curated record